AUGUCUCAGACGCCAUGUGAUGUCCCACCCCCGAAUUUUCAUACAUCAUUGCCGCCACCUGAUGUGUGGCCCUGGCCUGCUAGCGCUAACGGUCCUCACGCGCCAGUAUUACCGAGGCCGCCUCACGGACCACCUCUUGCAGCACAACUCGGCAAUCCUCCCCAUCGAAUGAGACCUCCUCACAGCCUGCAAGUGCCGCCUCGUCCUUAUUUUGCUAAUGGAUCCAACCCUGGAGUUCGUUUUCCUCCACCUGACCUGCAAGCCUCUUUUCCAUCUCUCAGACCUCCAUUGAAUGCAGCCUCAUUCGGGGACAUGCGCGGGACUGCUCCUAUGCCUGAGUUUUCACGGCCGCCUCCUCACAAAUAUUCACUGUUUAUCCCACCAAACAGUGCGGCUCAGUGGGCUCGCUUUCCACCUCCACCUCAUGAGGCAAGAAAAUUAUACUCCCAUCAUCUUUCUCAUAUUCCAGCACAAGUUCGCUUUCCAACGACCGAAACUCCACCAAUACCCUCUCUACAGAUCACCGAUCCAUCAGUGCCCAAUCCCAGAAUCUCUGGUCCAUCAAAUCAUGUGAAAAAUUCAUCAUCUACUUCAGAUAAUUUUCUUCGUUCCUGGGCUCCCGUGAUUGAUCGUCCCCAAAUCCCAGACUUCUCUGUUCCUCCUCCUGGCAGAGUUCUGCCUCCCAGCUCCUCAGUCUCGACACCUGCCAACAAACAAGCUCAUCAGUUGCCGACUGAUACUGCGCCUCUCAUCAAUAUGUCGAAUUUCAAGCCUCCAAGUUACUCUUUCCCCCCGCCUCAACUCGAACCCACUGAAUUGAUCUCGUAUUCUAUGCCGCCGCCGCUGUCUGGUCAGAAGGUUAUCUUGAAAGAAGGAAAAAACAGCUUACCUGGAUCUCAUCAACCUAACUGUGGUAGGAAGAUUGCUGGUGGGUUUGCUAGGAGUAGUCAAAGAGCUUCUGCACUAAACCUGAUAACCGAAAGCUUUUCUGAGACGAGGAAUGUAUCGUUGAAUCAAACUACAUCUGUUUCAUCAUCGACCCUUAAUGAGGUACAGUGGCACCCGUGGAACAGGAGUUGGGUGAGCAGCGUCAAGACUCAGAAGCUCGUUGACGAGUGGCUGGCGCAGAAGUUGGAAAGCAGAAGCCGCACAAGGAGACAGCAUGCAACCCCUGCGGGAGAUUUACGGCCCAACACAAGCCACGUUAGGUGUGAUGAGCAACCGCCGUGCGGUAAUUCAACCAGUAAUGCAGAUGACGAAUCGUCAGCUAAUGUCAAUCUCUCGGACAAAGAAUUGGCUCAUAAAAGACUCGUAGCUGAUGUAAUCCCGCUUGUGAAGAAGGAUCUAAAAGAAUUAAGAAUUUGUGAUGUUCACCUCAUCGUUGCCGCCUUCAAGCUUCUCAUGGAGGAGCUUCGCAGCUGCAUCAACAGCCGCACAAUUUUUAAGAAGAAGGAAUUGCUGGAUGACAUUCGGAAUCUGUUGUCGCAGUCCACGUUCCAGGCGACGGUACGGCGACUCGUGCGCGCGCGCAGCAAGAAGCGCGGGCGUCACAAGCGCCGCCGCGCGCUGCGCAGACAAGAGUGCGCCAGCAGGAGUCGUCAAAUCGACGCUCACUGGCAGAAAAUCCGGGCACUCGAACAGAAACGCCUACAAGAGACCAAGCUGCGCGCUGAGGUUGACUGCGUCCUCAAGGAGGUGCGCGGCAAGCAGACGGACGCCGCGGCGCUGCAGUCGCUGCUGUGGACGCUCAGAGACCUCAGGCAGCACCGCCUCAACAGGGGCGAGCAGCAGGGAUAUGUGUCCUCCCAGGAGGCCGAUGAGGCCUUCGCUAGGGUCGUAGACGGUCUGGACGAGAUGAUAGACGGACAGCUUGCAGACUACGCCCUGGAGGAGCGAACUCUGCAGGCCAUGCUGCAGAGCAACCGCCCUCCUGCUCAGCAGGAGCCACCGCCUGCAGAGGAGCCUCAGGAGCCAGGCGUGGCUAAGGCGACUGUCAAGGAGCUGCUGUUCGGCGCCCGAGCUGCUGGCGACGCCGCGGCGCUCGCCUCCUACUGCGCCGCCGACCGCAGCGUCGAGAUGCUCGUAGCAAGAAGGCGCGCCUGGGAUAAAUACAUCGUCAGCAACCGUGGGCCCCCACAAGACUCCAGGACAGCAGCCUCAGGCGUCCCCCUGACUUGGGUGCUACCCCCCGACAACCCCUCGAUCCCCUGGCGGCAGUACCUUGUUUCUUCAUGAUAUUAAUUGCAAAAUAUUCGAAAACAUCGCGAGAUAUAGAGGAAAAUUUCUCCACGGACAUGCAAUUUAUAGAUGAUAAUCGGGAACUCGAAGAACAUUGUUUUCGCUGCAAAGGCUUUAGUCCUCGUAGGCUGUGAUCGACCAAAUUCGUGGAGGAACCUGACGUUGUGGGUCAGAUUGACCCAGUUAGGUGGCGUGACGCGGCCGCCUUUUGUCGUGCAUUUGUGGACAAGGCAUACUUCUGGGUACAAAUAAAUUUACAUUGUUAUGAGUAUGGCAUGAAUUAGAUGUCUUGCUCAUUAACUGGACUUACCAUUACAUAGUAUACCUUGAUGAUGAUGAUGUAAUGUUUCAUCAUUUGUUAUUAGCGGGACUUUUAUGGUUCGUUCAAGAAAUCUGAGUAUUUCCUGCAUCUGAACGAAAAUGACAACUUAAUUAAUUUUGAACACCGCGUUUGAAGUUGCCACAUGUGUUUUUUACGAAUCAUCAGUUGAAUUAGAAGUAGCAAUUGACUCGUUCCAUAGGAAGACCACCUGUAGUGUAUGGUAAAUUGGUAGGAGCUGGUACCGUACCGAGUGUCACCGCGAAGCGCAAAUUAUUCUUUGAAAACUAUAGUAAUGAUAACCUCUUCAGAGUUUUUUCUAUUUCCCAACGUUUGUAGAAUAAACCUUAAGAUGAUUUGUAAUUUCCGCAUUUUAUUAUUCCAAGAUUGUUUAUGGUUAUGGAUGACAACACUUUGGUGGGCAAACAAGCACUCAAUAAUUCGAAUGUAACACAAACUUCCAUGCACUGAUUGGAGUGUAACACCAACUGUAACAAAUUUGAUUGUAACUCGAACCAAAACGCACUAAUAAAUACUCAGUCUGA
Molecule: messenger RNA, 3102 nt
Organism: Hyalella azteca
Lineage: Eukaryota; Metazoa; Arthropoda; Malacostraca; Amphipoda; Hyalellidae
Exons: 8
Coding region: 1-2235 (744 amino acids)
Source: RefSeq, a predicted model, not a curated record